AGAACAGACGAGUUCUGAGCGGUUUUGGUUGAUUGCGCAAUCACCAACUGCAAAAGUUACACAUGCAUUGCACCAGACGCGAUUUCUACUGCGGUUUACGUGGACUUUAUAUUCAUGUGUAUUUUUAUUUGUAGUCACUAGAAAGUUAUUCAUUCUAAUAUUACAUUCAGUAUGAUUGGAUCUUGUAGAGCUCGUUCAGUCACCAGUGGGUAUCUGAAAAGCCCUGCUUUCUUUCCAAAAAAGACAAAAAUGUUGCAUCAGACAUGCCACAUUACCGCGAGGCCUAUGUCCACGGACAUGACUGACUUGGAAUGUAGGCCUAGGCCUACUCGUACUUCUCAGUUUAUGGUUGUUGGCCUUGGCAAUCAUUCAAUGCCGGAAACCAGACACAGCGUUGGCAUGGCAACCAUAGACCGACUGUGCAGACGGCUGAAAGGUACAUGGAAUAAAGACAGAGACUGUCAGGGUGACAUUGCCGUAGCAACACUGGCAGACCAGCACCAGAUCAUUCUUCUCAAGCCACGCCUACUCAUGAAUAUUAAUGGGAGAAGUGUUAUCAAAACAGCAAGGAAGUACCAAGUUGCCUCCCGUAAUGUGUAUCUUCUACAUGAUGACUUAGAUCGCACAUUUGGAAAGUUCAAUAUCAAGGAAGGAGGGAGUGCAGGAGGGCAUAAUGGCGUAAAAUCUGCCAUUUGUGCAUUGGGAACAGAUGUAAUGCCAAGACUAAAGAUUGGUAUCGGCCGGCCAACCAACAGGAAUGCGGUGACUGACUACGUUCUCAGUGGGUUUAGUAUCCCAGAGAAGGAGUGCCUCUCUCAAAUAUUGGACGAGUGUGUCCAGACAUUAAUAGAUCACAUGGUCAAAAAGGCUGAAAAAACCUGAUACCACAGUGCACGGUACUGCCAUUUAACAGUGAACAAGCGGAGUUGAAAACCAGUGGAUGAAUACCAGUCAUGUCUGGCACCCAGUGCAAGUACUGCAGCUAUUGGGGGUUUACCUGUUCGUAGCCUGUCGUUUUGGCAUGACUAGAUGUCCAGACAUUAAUAGAUCACAUGGUCAAAAAGGCUGAAAAAACCUGAUACCACAGUGCACAGUACUGCCAUUUAACAGUGAACAAGCGGAGUUGAAAACCAGUUGAAAACCAGUGGAUGAAAACCAGUCAUGUCUGGCACCCAGUGCAAGUACUGCAGCUAAUGGGGGUUUACCUGUUCGUAGCCUGUCGUUUUGGCAUGACUAGAUGGUUAAAACCUGAUGAAAGAGCCUUUAGGUUCACUCUCUUCUGGAAGCACCUGUAACAGAGGUGCAUGUUGGGAGGAGUUUUCUUAUCAACCACAGUUAGUUGUUAUGGAAUGGUGCAUUUUCUUGAGGUUGGAGAGGAGCCAGAUUAUCCAAUGCCUUGGACAAAAAUCAGGGGCCAACAAAGAAAAAUUCAACAGCCACUUGAAACAUUUUAAGGCUUCCAAAAAAUCGAAACUGUGCCACAUUCACCACACAUAAAUUAGUAUAUUAUGUGUUCAUUUCACAAUUUUAAAUAUGGGAAGUGGUUUGUAGUUACACCACACUGCACGAAAAUACAUGGUAUUCUGAAUUACCCUGGGAAUCAAUAUCAAAAUAAAGAUAAAAUGCCGGAUUUCUUGUUUUAUUAUCAGAUGCCUGUUGGAAAAACUCUACUUUAACUUACGGCACUUUGGCAAUAAACCCACGCAAAGUUAGCAACACUGUGCUCAACACAUGAACACAGGGUAACUGUGAGUCGCCCAUUAGCACUGUUUUAUAGUUGCUUAUGACUGCACUAAAAUAAAGUUAAUUUACGUGACAACUCA
Acanthaster planci (crown-of-thorns starfish) is the source of this 1823-nucleotide messenger RNA. Its product is annotated as putative peptidyl-tRNA hydrolase. NCBI's taxonomy places the organism in Eukaryota, Metazoa, Echinodermata, Asteroidea, Valvatida, Acanthasteridae. The record is from RefSeq and is a predicted model, not a curated record. Gene Ontology annotation, molecular function: peptidyl-tRNA hydrolase activity.